AUGGCACCUCAAGAUCAGUACCUCGAUGAUGAGGAGGAGACCUGCCCUCUCUGCAUCGAGGAGUUUGACCUCUCUGACAAGAACUUUCGACCUUGUCCCUGUGGAUACCAGGUGUGCCAGUUCUGCUUUCACAACAUCAAAAACAAUAUAAACGGUCUCUGCCCCGCCUGCCGACGACCUUACGACGAGAAAACAAUACAGUACAAGGCCGUCACAGCCGAAGAGCAAGCCGAGUUCCGCGCCAGGCAACAGACAAGCAAAAAGAAACGCGCCGAAUUACAAGGCCAAAAAGAGAUACAAAGGCGCGAUACCGAGAAGGAUGCGCGCAAGAACCUGGUCGGCAUACGCGUCGUUCAAAAGAACCUUGUCUACGUCACCGGCCUGACCCCUACCGUACGAGAGGACGAGCUACUCAAGACCCUUCGACAACCCCAAUUCUUUGGGCAGUAUGGCAACAUUCAGAAGAUUUCGAUUAGCAACCGGAAGACUCAAGACGGCCACAACCAGUCCCUGGGAAUCUAUGUCACUUUCGAGAAAAAGGAGGAUGCCCAGCGCUGUAUCCAAGCAGUCAACGGCUCCCAGAACGGCGAACGAAUCCUCAAGGCCCAGCUCGGCACGACCAAGUACUGUUCCGCUUGGCUUCGAUACGAGCAGUGCAACAACCGUCAAUGCAUGUUUUUGCACGAACUCGGCGACGAGGAAGAUAGCUAUACCAGACAGGAUCUUUCGUCGUUGAAUAGCAUGCAGACGCAGAGACCGUAUGGCGGCGGCAACUCUUCACGGUCAGCGUCUCGACAACAAGGGCCCCCUUCACAGUCGCAUCAAGUACCUCAGCCUAUGGUUCGCACCUCUAGCAAAGACGGAUCAGAGAGCGGGGAUGCUCCGGCUUUGCCAGCCUCAGCGAACUGGGCCCGCAGCCAACAGCAGCGUAGCCGGCGCGGCAGUCAUGCAACCAGCGGUGCAGCGUCGAGCCCGGCCGUGUCCAUGUCGUUGCCCGCAACAACCGAAGCGACCGAGGUGGAGGCCGUGGAAGCUGCGCCUCAAGAGCCGCCCCAGGAGCAUCCGGAAGCACAGCCCGAACCUCCUGCCGCAGAAGCAUCGAAUGAUUCUCUGGUUGCCGAGCCGCCAGAGCCGAAGAACCCCUGGGAUACCGCACUUGUUGGAAUCUUGAAGUCCUUGGGUGGCGCAGAGCUCAAGCUGCGACCUGUCACGCCCGACAACACCAUACCGCCUCUAUUUGACCCUCGAGGAGGCGAGCGACGGCUGGCAAUGCGAGACGAGGAGGAGCGCCAACUUAAUGGAGAGCAAGAGCAACAGCAAAUUGAACCAGUGGAACCACUCGAGCCCGAGGGAGAGCCCGAAAGCGGAAGCUUGGCUUUGGGGGGUGAGCCGGAGGAGCGCGAUCAGAGUCGCGAAACGCAUACUUUUGAGCAGCGUCGGUCGAUCGCCCAGGUACCUAUCCAGCGUACCAAUACGGAAGGCUUGUUUGGCCCCAAUGUUGGCUCCAGUUUCACCCAAGGUGCAGCCAACGUUGCCACAAUCGGCAACCGCACCUUGACUCCACAGCAGCAAACCUACAUGCGCCCGCAAGCCAGCUUUGCGGAUAGCAUGCCACCUGGUAUCAACGCCUCUCAGUCAGCGCUGUUCCAGGGACAGGGUCAGGGCCAUAGCCGGCAGACAUCGCGCUAUAGCUUCGCCAACGAAAAUCAACCCUCGGCCAACACCGUGAAGCUUGCUACGAACCCUCGUCUCAUGGCGCAGCAGCAGGCUUCCAUGAUGCCCUCAACUUUCCACUCGCAGCCGAGCGGCCAGUACUACUCCUCAUCCUCUAUGCCUGGUCCUCCACCAGGGCUCAAGUCCACGGGAACACCCCCGAGCAUGUUUGGCCAGGGCAACGCGUUUGGCAGCUCUGGAUUCGGCGCGAAGGACUCUAACGAGGUUCUUCAAAAUCUGAUUAGGACUCGAGCUGGUGGAGUCGGCCAGGGCCAUGAUGCUAACAAGCGUGAGUACAUAUUUCCUUCAUUUCCCAACCAGUACCCACCUUCCUCCUCCUCCACCCCAGCUCCUGCUACCGCCGGCUUCAUGGGAGCGCUCUAUAACGGAGCAUACCAAGAUCUCGGUGCCAAGCAGAAGAAGAAGGGGAAGAAGCACAGGCACGCUAACACUUCCUCCUCUGGGGGGAGUGGCUUAGUAGAUCUUGCGGACCCGAGCAUCCUGCAGGGCGAGAAUCCAGCAUCAUCAACAGAGCAAUGCCGGGAUGAGGACGAUCCGUUCCUGAACGACGCCACCAACAUCGUCGACGCCCUCGUGUCCGAUGAUCCGGUUGACGAAGAGACUUCGGCAACAGCGGAUGCGUUCCAGACGUUCGUUGUGCCCACAGCUCCGGCCGUCCCGCCUCCUGGCUUGGGCUUCAUGGCUCACGGUCAUCCUCCGCGAACCGCGACGCCCCUACAAGCGCCCCCGGGACUUGUUGGCCCUGCAAUUGCCCCACCUGGGGGCCUGCUCUCCAACAACACCCCUAGCCCUGUUGUUCCGCUCAAGCCAGCAUCUGCAUCUCCUGCUUCGGCUGCUGGCUCCGCGAGUGCGAGCAAGAAAGGAGCUGAGCCGGCCACGGGAGCUCAGGCCAAGAAGAACAUCAAGGCACUCGCCCUCGACAGUGGCUUGUCUAUGGAGAUUGCUUCCCAGGCGAGCACGUCCGCCAAGGGCAAGAAACCAGUGCUUCAGGAUGAGGACUUCCCGGCUUUAGAAUCUGCUAAGCCUGUGUCUCGAACCUCGACACCUGCGCCAGCGAAGGCCCCCUCUAUCAAGACUCCGAUGGUUGCGAAAAAGGUCCAAGCCGAGACCCCAAAGUCUGCUACAACACCUGCUGCAAGCGAGACUCCCACCCAGCUUGCAUCUGCGCCGAAGGUCGAGAGGAAGGCUGAGAGGAAGGUUGUGCCGGGGGUUCUAAAUAUUGCGGCCGCGACCAAAGCAGCUGCGGCAAAGUCCAAUCCUCCCUCCGCUGUGACAUCGGCCGUGGAGAAAGCGGACGAAUCAGCGUUCCCGGCGUUGCCAACGCCAAGUUCGGUCUCCGUAUCCUCGCCUGCUACCCGAGUGCCGAAAACUUUGCGAGUUGUCUCGACGCCGAAGGCAGAGACGCCUCCGUCUAUGUCCGCCGGGGCUGCUGCGCCUGUGUCUCUCCGUCAUGCUUUCAGCACUUUGCAGCGGCCAGAGACUCCAGGCAGUGCAGAUGUCUCAGAUACGGCGUCCAUUCUAUCAGCAUCGGCAUCCGCUUCUCGGACGAACUCUCCACCGCCUGGUCCUUCGCGAGUCGGCUCAGCCGCUGUUCGAAACACAACCAAGAGUCAGCAACGCAAAGCGAGGAAAGAUGCGACAAAGAAAGAAGCGGCUGCGAUAUCAGUCCAGACGAAGCCGGAACCGGAAGUUGUGAUUGCACCCAUCGACGCGACCCCGCCAGUGGAGAGUCGCCCUCAGUCACCUGGCCCAGCAGAAAGGCCCGUCGAGAAGGAGGGCAAGCUCGCAGCCGAGGAGAAAGUUUCUACCUAUCGCCAGGCCGUUAACGAAUCUAUGAGCUUGGAAGAGCCGCUGAUCCCUCGAUCAAGGCGGAAGGAAGGUAAUGCCUCUUCCACUGGCGAGGUCUCGAAACCAGUGACAGACAGGCCGAUUCCUCCACCGGCUGCUAUUCUCCAUGAGCUCGCAUCUGCUGGCUGGAUCUCAGAUGUUGACGCGCUUGGCCUUUUGAAGGGCAUCACAAGCACCUCUCACCGCUCUGAGCAGUACACGCCUGUCGUGCCCAAGGAUGGCUUGACCGAGAUCAAGUCUAUGCUUAGUGACGAGGACCAGCAGGCCCUCCUCUCUGGCAAGCCCGUGCACAAAAUUAUCGAUGGCUCGCGCGUUUUGCUUACACCCAACGGCAACUGCGUGCGCAACCUGACUGCCGCCGAGGAGCAACGCUACCUCGAAUUGCUGGCGGAACUCGCUGCGAAGGUCGGUGAUCCGGCAACGUAUGUUCACACACGUCACGAAGCCGGCAACGGCUUCAGCGUGGUUAAGGGUCGCGCCGUCGCCAAUGGCACGCCGAGCUACUUCCCUCAAGGGCCAGGAACCGCUACUGCUGACGGUCUGCGUCUACCUGCGGUCUCAGACCCAAUGCAGAAGAUGACCCGCGAGGAGGCCCUCGCCAACAUCAACCAGUCGAUCCUGCCGCGUCUCAACCUUGGCACGGCAAAUUUGAACACGCUCGCGGCCGUCACUGAUCCCAAGCAUUCCCUCAACACUUCACCUGGCGCAGGUCAGAACAACAAUGCCCCUCAGACCCCGCCUUUGUCCAAGCAGGAUCUGGCCAACGCAACCAACGCACUCAACUCGCUUGCUCCGUUGAUUCUCAAUUUCGCAUCCUCCGGGUCGCCAUCGUCCACUGCCGCGCUGGCUGCCGAGCUCACGGGCCAGUCUGCGGGCUCAAGCCUGGCGAAGCUCGACCCGGCAGAUGAGUUCUCGGGCAUGGCGAACACCAUGACAGCGACGCCAUCGAUGCCGUCGCUGGCGUCAUCGGUGGCAGGCAAGAGCGGUAACGUGGGCGGGUCGUCGAGCGCGCUAGCCAACUUCCCGAUGAUGAGCGUCGAGGACAUGGAGCAGGCGUUCACGCUCGCCAAGAAGGAGGCCGAGAAGAUGGAGAAGAGCCUGAACCAGGUGAUUAAGAAGAACCCGGAAGCUGCUCUCCCUGUCGAGCUCCGGCUCGGCGGCCCCGCGACCUGGGCGACAACGUCUUCAAAUGCGCCCAAGACAUCUUCUGGUACCGCCAGUACCACCGCUGACAACAAGGCAACGCGCCUCCGGAGACGCGAGCUGCUACAGCGUGGCAUUGCGAGAGUCGGGCUAGCUGCGUCCCGCGCCGUCGGAUUCGACGAGCUGCGGUUUGGCGGCGUCCUCGGCGUGAGCUGCGGAUUUGCGCUGCGAGCGACUGUCGCUGCGGUCUGUAUGUUCAGCGUCGUGGUGGCAAUGUGGAUGGUCACGGUGGUCGUGGGGAUUUACAGGUUUGGGGCGUGGACAGUGAGGGCCUUGGUGGCCCUUCUCGACUGGGUCGGGGCCACGUACUAA
Diaporthe citri is the source of this 5097-nucleotide messenger RNA. RefSeq lists its product as uncharacterized. The record is from RefSeq and is a predicted model, not a curated record. The transcript is spliced from 7 exons. NCBI's taxonomy places the organism in Eukaryota, Fungi, Ascomycota, Sordariomycetes, Diaporthales, Diaporthaceae. Gene Ontology annotation, cellular component: CCR4-NOT complex. Gene Ontology annotation, molecular function: ubiquitin-protein transferase activity; RNA binding. The coding region runs from base 1 to 5097 and encodes 1698 amino acids. Gene Ontology annotation, biological process: protein ubiquitination.